UUCCUGCCAACCUGGAGCUCGUUGCGCCGGUUCCCAUAAGAAGAAUAUAAUUUCCUCUUGCCCGUCCCUGGUUUGGCUCCCAUUCCUCGCGCGUAGUUGACUUUCCUACCUAUCUUCUCGCACUCCACGUUUUGCCCUUCAGUUGUGUCCCAUUUUUGGGUUGCUUGCGGCGUGGCGCAUCCGGCAUCUCCGACGACCGAGCUCCGACAGGCGACAGAAAGCACCUUGUAGCGACCGCGCAUAUUCGGCGUGUACCAAAGGGCAAUCCACCGGACCAGUUUCCACUUUAGGGUACUUGAUAGCGUUUGUUUUCUUCCUCGAUAAAUGGCCGAAUAGGGAGUCGUACUUAUCUCUCCAUCUCGGAGGGGAAAUUCCAGCCAAUACGAGCCAUCGAUUGCAAGUCUGUAGGCAGCGACUUCAGCGAAUCCAGCAACGCAAGGUUUCGAGGACGACAGCGACACUUUCCUAUUACGACGGACGAGUCUGCCGAAAAGAGGAAGGUGCAUCGCGAACCCACAGACAUCCGCAACAAACCCAGCGAAACACUUCAGCACCCGGACGCAUCAGUCACAUUUCCGGCACGCAUUUGACACUGGCGGCGCAACCCACUUCCACUUCCACACCACCUGCCACCAUCACUGGCAACAACCACCACCACCACCACCACCACAAACUGUGCCCAAGAGACAAACCAUUCAUACAGACACCUACCAGAACCCGAAUUUGUUUCAAGACAUCUGCAGCGAGUCAAGCAGCUGGAUCGGUCUUGCUUCCCAGGUCAACCCAAGCAAGCAGAAGCAAUUGUUUGGGAAUCGCACUGUUGUCUCAGCCAGUCUGGAAGCGCCCGGCACUCGGAUUAGGUCGUUGCAGUGCGCAAGCAGCAAGACCGAAAUAUUGAAAGACACAUACAAGCUUGGCAAGGUUCUGCUUGAGGACUCGCAAAACAGUUGACAUACCUUAGCUUCCGCUCGUCACCCGGCAAGUAAUAUCCUGAGGAAUCCAUUCGGGAUCUCGUUUGCCGUCUUGCGCUUUCCACUCUCACCUCCACCAAGUCCAUUUCCCUGCGGUCUCGAACCCGCACCAUCACCAUCCUCGGGUUUAUCUGCAUUUUCUGCAUCGCCUCACACACACUAGGGGCAGGAACAACACAGCAGAGAGGGGCCCUGGAGAAAAGGAGUGCCCAAGUGCGUCGAGACGUCAGCCAGCGUCGCGAUUGAUAGGCCGGCGGCACACCAGCACCAACCCAGGCUCGGUACCUAACAACUAGUCCGACUAUACCUUGUCCCAGGGGGGCUGCUCACCUGCGACCAACCUGGUUUGGGACGUGGGACACGCACGUUGCUGCGAUCCAUCCGACGUCGAUUUCCAAUCCCCCCAUCCCCCAAUAAUCCCGUCCGCCGCGCUUCAAGGCACAGCUGUUCGCCUCUUUUCAAUCAAUUUCCUGCCGACCCAACACCCCCCGGAUUUGCAGAGCAUUCCCAGGGAUAUUCAACCACUCAUCCCAAAGCCAACCACUCGCUCCGUGUCGCUCCAAUCUUUACUUUUCUUCCCCAUCACGCUCUCCUGAUUUUCACAACCUCCAACAGUGUCCAAGUCGACCAUGAGCACCGCCAUUGCCAUGGCCGCGUCUCCGGCUCCUCACGACAGGCCCAACUACGGCUCCGACGUCUCUGCUAACACCGCUGCGUCCGCUUCCACAUCGUCGCCCAGCGCGCAACGAACGGCCGCUGUACCACCACCGCCGCCCCCAUCCUCUUCGAACCCGAAUGCGCCAGCUCCCCGGUCAGGUAGUGGCAGCCCCCGAGCUGUGGGUGCGACACCCGCUGCACACAAAUCCUCUCCACCCAGCGCUUCUCGCAGCGCUGGUGGCUCGGCGCCCAGGAUCAUUGUCAAGAAGGAACCAGGCUCGCCCGACGUCCAACAACAACCACCGCCACCACCACCACCCCCCACUGCCAGGCACCGACCCAGCAGACUGGAUCUAUCCAAGAACACAAACACCAACAACGGCGUUCCGGGUUCUGCACGACCACUCACUGCCCGUGACACCAGUGGACUUGGUAUCAAGGAAGUCGGCAUCGCUUGUUUAUCGCCCGGCUUCAUUACCCACGACCCGCUCAUGAAGGAGCAAGUACAUCGCAGUAUGAGCGUGAAGGAGCAGCAGAAGCGGAUCAUCGAGUCCAGGUUACAACAACAGUCGGCCGGCUUCAAGGCCCCCGAAAUUCCAGAUAGGGAUAAGGAUGGAGGACACUUCGCUGCAAAGACACCAGGCCUAGCACGGAAGCGUGGCCCUCCGCCAGGAUUGAGCAUCGUCGCUCCCUCCCACGAGCAGUUCGCCAACGAAAGGGUCAUCCAGUCUGCGCCCCUUGGCCAGUCGUUCCCUGGCAGACAGAAUCCUCACCCCUUGACCCGUCACCUCAUGAACCAUAGUUCGAAUCUCGCCAGCACAUCGCACAUCCACCAUGUGCCUGCCAAGCAAACAAACAAUAGACUGCCGCCGAUUUCAGAUGUAUUUGGUCAGGGCCUGUCUGGCCAUCCGGAUUCAAGUGGGCAUGCUCUCUUUGCCAGCCAGAGUCACAACCACGGACCGCUGGCAUCACCUCACCAUCCACCGCCGCCUCCACCGCCGCAACCUCAAGCCCCUGCAUCUGCCAGGACAAGGGAGUACAAGUCCGCCGAGGAAGCACAGCAAGACCUGGCGGCCGGCCGAACAGAACUACUGCCCAAGUAUGUACACUAUAACAGCAGUAGCAGUCAACACCAACCCCCGACACCGCCAUCUCCCCCCAACGGCCCAGCGCAUCAUCACGCGCCACCACCGCCGACAUAUCUGCCUUCUACGCACGCAUCGUCCUCUCAAAGAGGCCCGCCCUCCCAUAUCAGUAAUCAUAUGACCGACGCCAGCCGAAGCGCCAGUAACAAUACUCCCGGCAAUAAUUACAGCAGCAGCAACAUUCACAGCAGCACACUUCCCUCGUCGUCCGCUCCUAAGAGGAGGUCGCGGGUCGAGUACGAGGAAGGUGGAACCCCCCCGCUCGGUAAUGGGAGGGCGCCACAAAGGAGGUCAGGGCCGUUCGGCGAAGGAAGAGAUAGCCCCGAGACACAAAGGGCGAAGAAGGAGGAGUUCAUCAGGCUUUGCGAAAGAGCUUGGGAUCUUUUCCACUCCUGAUGAUACUACUGCUACCAAGCGAUAUCAUACCCGCAUUAUCACAAUAUCAAUUACAUAGCUGCACUAAUAAGCUUCAAGCUUUGGCCUCCCUUCUUUUCACACCUUUUUUCUUCUUACAUUCCCCUCUUCCAUUACCUCUAUCCGACAGGGUAUGAUUAUUACCACUACUGCCCAUCACCUCCAAAAUCUAUUUUCUUCACAAUCAUCUUUCUUCUUCUCAUGUCUUUAAAUGGGUUGGUGGCAUUGGUACGGCGACUAGAGCCGGGUUGGGGGCGCGCGCGUGUGAUGGAUGGAUGGAUGGACUGGCUGCUAGGUUUUAGGUGUUGCUUUAUGUUCGUUUUUAUGUAAGGGACGGAUGUACUGGACUGGACUGGACUGGGCUGGACUGGACUGGACCGGACUGGACUGCGUUUGGUGGGCUGAUUAAUCUAUUAGGCGGAUGGCAAUGACGCCCAAAAGUCGAAAGUUUACUGAAAUGUAGCUUCUUCUCAAAGCUAUCUUCAUUAUGUUUCGUUGAUUGUGUGUAUCCGUGUCCAAAAUAAGGAAUAAGAGGGUGCCGAGAGAGAGAGAUGGGUAUAUUAUAUACCAAGUGUGCCUGUCACCCUAUCAUCAACUAGAUCAUUUUUUGUGGUUCUCGUAUUAUACUUCAUUGCUGUGUUGUACGUUGGACAUCACAUCUCCU
Messenger RNA from Neurospora crassa OR74A, 3851 nucleotides. RefSeq lists its product as hypothetical. The transcript has 3 exons. NCBI's taxonomy places the organism in Eukaryota, Fungi, Ascomycota, Sordariomycetes, Sordariales, Sordariaceae. The record is from RefSeq and is a predicted model, not a curated record. The coding region runs from base 1601 to 3169 and encodes 522 amino acids.